Molecule: messenger RNA, 680 nt
Organism: Dicrocoelium dendriticum
Lineage: Eukaryota; Metazoa; Platyhelminthes; Trematoda; Plagiorchiida; Dicrocoeliidae
Source: the annotation of a GenBank genome assembly
AUGAGUUACUCUCCAUCUACUCAAGCAUCCGACACUCGACAUUUUCUGGAAGGAAAACAGUUCGUUCUUCUCACCGAUUUUGAUCCUUUGACAUUCGAUUUACAAGCUAGGCCAGAUAAGUACUCACCCUGUGAAGUACGUCAGCUAGAUUCCAUUUCACAGUGCACCAAUGAUAUCCGCUAUAUUCCUGGAGGAUAUCACAUUGUCGCUGACACAUUGCCACGCCCGCAACCCAUCUACCCCAUGUUCACGGAAAAUAUUCGUGAAGUGGUCCGCGUUGUCCGGUUUGGAAAAUCUUGGUGGCGGAAGCUGUACGAGCGCACUCGACUUCCCUUUGUGCUGUUCUACGGUUACUUUCCGGUCAAAUUGAGAACCUACAUUGGAGAUCCAAUUUAUCCACAAGAAGGCGAAACACCAGAACAGCUGGCACAGAGAACCAAGCAAGCCAUGGCUGAACUAAUUCGUACACAUCAGUGGACUCCCUCCAACUUGCUGUGUGCCAUCCUACAACGAGUACCCUCUUUCGAUCAUUGGUUGGAAAAGCACAAACAGCGGAAACUGGCCUUGAUCAACUGACAAGCGUCACCGUCAUCACCCUUUCGUGGCCUCGCCCCAUCCAAGCAUCCUCGAUAUGCAUGUGUUUUCAGAUUUAAUUCGCACACUUUCCCUCCUGUUUGUCG